AAACUUAAUUUCGAUGUUUCUGAGGCCACCAUUUUCAAACCACACCAAUCAUGGCCUCCUCCUCCUCCCUUUUCCUCCACCCCGCCGUCGCGGCUCCAUUUCGCGCCCUCGCUUUCUCCACGCCGCCGGGCCACGAAAAGAAGUCUUUCGCCGUCGCUACGGGGGAGCUCUUUCUCGGCAUCACGGCUCGGAUUCUCAAGAGGAACGGCAAAAUCGUGGGCGGCGGGGAGCUUCCGGCGCCGGAGAAUGAGAGGGGUUGGUGGCGGAGGAACGAGGGGAUCGGGGCCGUUGUAGAGGAUCCGGUUCAGCCGGAGAUGGUGUGGGAGCAAGGGCUGAAAGACGUGGAGGCGGAGCGGCGGCGCAAGGCGGUUACUAGCCCUGGGUUUAGCUUCUCCGCCGCGGGGCUCUUGUUCCCUUACCAUCUUGGGGUGGCUCGCCUUCUCAUUGAGAAGGGUUAUAUCAAGGAAACAACACCGUUGGCUGGCUCGUCUGCUGGGGCUAUUGUGUGUGCGGUGAUUGCCUCGGGAGCCAGCAUGGAGGAGGCACUGGUGGCUACCAAGAUAUUGGCUGAAGAUUGCAGGCUUCGAGGGACUGCGUUCCGCCUUGGGGCUGUGCUUAGAGAUGUUCUGGACCAGUUUCUGCCUGAUGAUGCUCAUAUCAGGUCCAGUGGAAGGGUUCGUGUGGCUGUAACGGAGAUUAUGUGGAGGCCGAGGGGUGUUCUUGUAGACCAAUUUGAUUCUAAAGAAGACCUUAUCAAUGCUGUUUUCACCUCUUCAUUCAUUCCUGGAUAUCUUGCUCCGAGGCCAGCAACAAUGUUCCGCAAUCGUUUAUGUAUAGACGGGGGUUUGACACUGUUCAUGCCGCCAACCUCUGCUUCUCAGACGGUUCGCGUUUGUGCAUUUCCUGCUGGUCGUUUGGGAUUGAAAGGAAUAGGAAUCAGCCCCGACUGCAACCCAGAGAACAGGGCUAGUGCACGAGAGCUUUUCAAUUGGGCACUCGAGCCAGCUGCGGAUCAUGUUCUUGAUAGGCUCUUUGAGCUUGGAUAUCUUGAUGCAGCUGUAUGGGCGGAGGAGAAUCCAGUGGAAGAAAUAGUUCGACAAGACAGCGCUUGCUGAUGGCCCGACAAAGAAAAUUCAGGCAUCGAUAUUAACUGUACAAACUCUGGAGAGCGCUACUUGUUUAAGUUCUUGCUCUUGAAUGUCUUGUGAAGCAUAGAAUAUAGAUAAAUAGUAGUAGUAGUAGUAGUAGUAGUAGUAGUAGUAUAUUGUGAUAGGGAUAGGGAUGUGGAUCUUAAUUGUUCAUUCACGUCCUAUGAAUUUAUUUGAGGCUGCUCUUAUCAUGGAGAA
Messenger RNA from Salvia hispanica, 1346 nucleotides. RefSeq lists its product as uncharacterized. Gene Ontology annotation, molecular function: triacylglycerol lipase activity. Gene Ontology annotation, cellular component: cytoplasm; lipid droplet; membrane. The record is from RefSeq and is a predicted model, not a curated record. NCBI's taxonomy places the organism in Eukaryota, Viridiplantae, Streptophyta, Magnoliopsida, Lamiales, Lamiaceae. Gene Ontology annotation, biological process: triglyceride catabolic process; lipid homeostasis.